AUGCCUGAAGUUCUAGAGAUAUUGCAGUCUCAAGACACGGGGCCGACGAGUAGCCAAAACAACGAGUCGGAGGACAACUUAGAAAGAUUUAUUGCAGCACGAAGGAAGCUCUCAUGCAGCAGUAGCAGUAACAGCAACAGCAGCAGUGUUGUUGCAGUUGUAUUAGCAGCAUUAGUCGUAGCCGCAGCGCGUGCGGGGAUGUUGCAGAUCUUCCCCGACGAGUCCCGCUCCGGCUACCAGGAGACGGAGAAGCUGCACAAGAGGAUCAUGCACUUGGACGCAGUGCAGAGCGGCAUGUUCAUCGUCGACUGUGACUCCUACUACACCACGGCGCAGAAUGGAGCGGGUCAGCACCGGAGGCUACACAUCGUGCACAACUCGGAAACGCCGGCGACAACAUACGCCAUAAUUGAUACCGGAACUAAGCAGGUAACGCUCUCGGCGGAUUUGCUCUUCGACUUCAUCUUGCCUCGGUUCGACCACAUGUACCAGUCGAAGAAGAACCUUAAGAUCGAAUCCAAGGGGUCCAGGUACGAGAUUGGCGACUUUGUGGUCAAGAUCGGCACGGUAACCAUGAGNAUAUAUACAUAUAUUGUAUUAGGUAAUGUACCUGAAAGCAAUGUUUACCUGGUGCGCGACGGGACCUUUGGCGCACCAAGAAUCACCGGUUGGACAGGUGUGGUUGGGGAUCUCCUUGACGGUUCCGCACACCUGUCCUUCGCCCCUUUGUCAGUCACGGUACAAAGGGCAAGACACCUUGAGUUCUCUGAUCCCUACUUUUAUUCUUCAGUCUCUAUCUUGUCAUCUACCAGGCAGAUGGAAGUUCCCCUGUUGGCAUUCCUCGUCCCAUUCAGCCUGGAGUUAUGGAUGGCAAUCUUAGUAUCCCUCAACAUCACCGCUUUCUCCGUGGCUAUAUACGAGUGGCUGAGUCCAUUCGGCCUCAACCCUUGGGGCCGGCAAAGGUCAAAAAACUUCAGCUACGGCUCGGCACUUUGGGUUAUCUGGGGACUCCUCUUCUCGCAUUUGGUGGCUUUUAAAGUUCACGAAUGGGGAAUGAAAACAAUCUGGAGGUAUUCAAAGAAAUAGACUGAGAGGUAAUUAUAACGAGAGAGACCGACAGACAGAGGAAGGUGGUAGCAGGAAAGAAAAUAGAUUUAUUGGUGUUUUUUUUUUAAGUUUGUAAAAUAGAAAAUUCCGGUAAACGAAAAAGCAGCUAGACUUGGUUUAGAUGAUAAAUAAUAGAAAUUAAAAAUUGGAAUAAAAAAUUAUACUGAA
Molecule: messenger RNA, 1275 nt
Organism: Penaeus vannamei (Pacific white shrimp)
Lineage: Eukaryota; Metazoa; Arthropoda; Malacostraca; Decapoda; Penaeidae
Source: RefSeq, a predicted model, not a curated record